ACGUAAGACUAAUUAUUGUUCAGAUCAGUCGAAAGUCUUUUAUAAGUUUUAUUAGCUCUUAACAGUACGAAAGAAAAAAAUGAAUUUAAAGUUCAUUAUUUUAACAUGUUUGACGUAUUAUACUCCAACAGUAAAAUCAAUCAAUGAAAAGGAAAUACAAAAUCUGUUUAACGACAUUAAAGUUUCUGAUUUCACCUAUAUCACCUACCCUAACUUGAUUCAUUAUUAUAAUCAUAACGAUGAGAAAGAAUUGGAGCAAGUUCUAAGAGAUUACGGAAGCUUGUUUGAUUAUGGAAAUGGUAUGGAAGAAUAUAGACUGGAUUACCUGCAGUUCAGGAAAGCCGCGUAUGAUGGCUACAUACCAUUGUAUUUCAAUCGGGAAAUAUCAAAAGUGUUUGAUGAAAUACGAUCAGAAAAUAAGGACUAUGUUACUCACAUAGACAUGGCUAAAUAUUAUAAAGGAAUGAAAAAAUCUACACUCAAGGAAAUAACAAAAAUAUUCGGACAGCCUAUAAGUUCUUCCCUAUGUAAAUCCAAAUACGGAUUGAACUUCGCAAACUUCAGAAGAGCUAUAAACACUGGAGUCCUCCCAGCCCCGGUGAUACAGGAGUAAUACCAAAACACUAAUGACGAUAAAUUAUUUAAAUAAUCUAAUAGUGUAAAUUCAUGUCAAGUUUUUAUUUGUCUCAAACUAUGUUAAUUUCCAAAUGUCACAUUUAACGUUCGCUAUGAUGAUAUAAUAAUAUAUUUAAUUUGCCGUCUAUUGUUCGAA
Molecule: messenger RNA, 772 nt
Organism: Adelges cooleyi (spruce gall adelgid)
Lineage: Eukaryota; Metazoa; Arthropoda; Insecta; Hemiptera; Adelgidae
Exons: 5
Coding region: 80-613 (177 amino acids)
Source: RefSeq, a predicted model, not a curated record